ACAUGGGCUGUUGGUCAUUUUCCUUAUUAUCUUUCCCCAAUUUCUGGUAAACUUUGGUGCUUUGAAUCUGAGGAGGCUGACUAAGGGAAUUUGAAUAAGAGUUUUCUUGCAAUGGGUUGAGAUAUUAGUAUCUUUUCUAAUAUUUGUUUUUUCAGAAAUUUCGACUAACCCCGCAUUUUGAAGUGAUCUUGAUGCUUUAUAAAAGCACAAGUUUUCAAGAUAUAUUAGUAUUCUGUUAGUGUUUGAAGACAUACAAUCAAACAGAGAAAGAUAUUGAGAAAGUUUGUCAGUUUGUUGUAAAGUUUGCAUCAUGAAGAGCUUUGGAUUCUGUGUUUUGUUGCUGCUGUUUGGGACAGCUUUGGUUUGCCUUGCUAGCACCAUCACUUGCUCUCCUUCUGGUACUGCAUUCAAGAUAGAUAAACAAGACAUAGCUGAACCUGCAACAAGCAGGAAGUUGAAGGGUCUUAGUGCUAGUAGGGAUAAAAUGAGUGAUGGUCAGCUGAAUCUUGAAGAUUACGGCCCUAAUGAUCCAGCUCCAAGUUCAAAAGCUUCCGUAAGACCCGGACCUAUUCAGCAUGGUACUCCUCUGAUGCCUUAUAUCCCAAAGCCAUCCCCAGCUGCACCACCUGCACCGCCUGCACCGGGUCACCCCAAGCUAGGUGCACUACCAUGAUGUAAGGUAGCAUGCAUAUUACCAGCAAUGAUCAAAGCAACUCAUUUUACAUUUUGCGCGAAAUGUUCAGAUUCUGUUAUUUGUAGCUUCAUGUUUUUCCAGUGUUGUUAUGUACCUUGUGUUGCAUGUUUGUCACUUUUGGACCCUUUUUAUGAAUUGCUGUGAUGUUUAAGGCUCAGCAUAUCUAUGCAAGCUAUUUACAUUUUUAAA
This is a messenger RNA of Daucus carota subsp. sativus, 883 nucleotides long. RefSeq lists its product as uncharacterized. The record is from RefSeq and is a predicted model, not a curated record. Bases 311 to 673 code for a protein of 120 amino acids. NCBI's taxonomy places the organism in Eukaryota, Viridiplantae, Streptophyta, Magnoliopsida, Apiales, Apiaceae. The transcript has 3 exons.